UUAUAGUGCUACCAUUUUAACCUACUUAAUAUUGAUCGCAUGACACGAAAUUGCAAUAAAAUAUUUCAUUAUUAUGUCAAUAAUGUCUGUAACUACACCAUGAAAUCAUGUCUAAUACUCUGUGGAAUUUAAUAAUUAUUACACUUAUUGCGUAUUAUGCACAGAUUAUUUACCAUGAAUGGUCCCGACCAAUUGUGCUUACCAAAAAUGGAUGGAUUCGGGGUUUGAGAUCAGAAGAAGGGUAUGACUUGUACUUAGGCAUACCUUAUGCAAAAGUAAGAGAGGAUAACCCUUUCACAACUUCCUCGGCCUAUCCGAGAUGGAACGGAAUUUUAGAUGCCAGCGACAACACCAAGCUGUGUCCACAUGUAGAAGAGGCACUAAAAAUACCCGUGGGUACACUCCAAUGUCUGAAUUUACAUAUAUAUGCGCCUCGUAAUAGGAAGAGCCUUCCCGUGAUCGUGUUCAUCUAUGGCGGCCAAUAUAGAUUUGGCCAUGUCGGUCGAAUUGGAAGUUAUGUUGUAUACAUACCAGAAUUUUUCGUACAAAACAAUGUUAUCGUAGUAACAUUCAACUAUAGAUCUGGUGUCUACGGUUUCCUUUGUUUAGAUACGCCCGAAAUACCCGGUAACCAGGGUCUGAAGGACCAAACACUAGCAUUGCAGUGGAUAAAGACAAAUAUAGAGAAUUUCGGUGGAGAUUCUAACAGAGUUACAAUUUUGGGGCACAGUUCCGGCGCCAUGAGUACAGAUUUUCAUGCCUAUGUCAAUCCUGAUUUAUUCAACCAAUUUAUCUUGCAAAGCGGAUCAGCAUUUAUACCAGGGGGCAUCGGCGAAGCAGAUAUAAAGAAACCGAUCAAAAUAGCCAAAACAUUAGGGUAUGAAGCUACUACAUUAAAUGACGCUAUAAAGUUUCUGGCCAAAGCCGAUGUCCAAGCGGUGGCUACUGCAACUAAGGCCGAGAUUUUCAGGCCGUGUAUAGAAAAACAUUUCCCGGGAGUCAAAGGCUUUUUAAACGAACAUCCAGUCAAUAUGAAGUUAGAUUUAAGUAAUAAAACUGUUUUAAUUGGGAACACUAAGAGGGAAUAUGCUAAAGAAAUUUGUUUACCGUAUAAUGCUAUCGAUAGUAAAGAUGUGAUUAAAAUUAAUUUGAAUAUAGGUUUUGAGCACAAUGAUCAUAUUGUUGAGAGAAUAAAAAAAUACUAUGACGCACAUGAAAAAGAGGGUAAAGUUGAAUAUGAAAAUGUUCUGAAGUUCUUUAGCGAUUUAUAUUUCAACUAUCCAACGGAUCGGACGAUUGAUAAAUAUUUGAGUAGUGGAGCCAAAAAGAUAUAUCAAUAUAUAUUCUCUUACUCUGGAAACAGAAAUCUAAUGAAGGUGAUGAGAAACAUAUCUGUUGAAGCAACAACGCAUGGCGACGAUCUUGGAUAUUUAUUUAAAAUGACAUGUUUGGAGAAGACGAGUGAUAGCGAUCAACUUUUGGUUGACAGAAUGCUGAGUAAGAUCGGGACUAGACGACGGCCAGUCUUCAGCUCGGAUGAAGUCCGAAACGUUCGUUUCCAACCAAGACUGCGCAGAUCCAUGGAUAGAUGGACCAUUCUUGGUUAUUGAACAUAGUAUUGUUAAGCGACUUCACUACCUUCUCAAGAAUGGUAUCUUGAUACACUUGUGCCGAUGUUUUGAUACCUUUUUUACAAUAGUAUUGCUCAGUCACUCCUUCAUAGCUACUAUCCCACCAAACCAUCACUGAUGUUGUAUAGUGCCCACGUUGCACUCUGUCAACUAAUUGGGAAGCUUGCUUAGAGCUUUAAACA
Molecule: messenger RNA, 1813 nt
Organism: Pieris brassicae (large cabbage white)
Lineage: Eukaryota; Metazoa; Arthropoda; Insecta; Lepidoptera; Pieridae
Product: juvenile hormone esterase-like
Exons: 5
Coding region: 108-1610 (500 amino acids)
Source: RefSeq, a predicted model, not a curated record